UUUAUAACCCAACAUGCCGUAAGUUAUACCUGUUUAGGGUUUAAUCUCUCUCUCACUUUCCGUCCGCCCUUUCUGUCUAUCGUCCGCCGCGCGACGGUUGCAGUCCAGCCUUCCGUCGGUGUUUGGACCCGCCAGCAGUACACUACUUCUCUCUUGCUCCUCGGUGGUUUAACAGUGCCGUUUUCUCUCGGUUUUGAGCGUUCAUUUUCGUUACCCACGACCUGUUGGACCUUGAAUCGAUCCAUCCAGUUUAUUCUGGCGUUUGAUCCCAGUUUUUGUACAAUUUGGAACACCGUACAGCAUGGAACACUGUACAGCAAGGAACUGAGUCCCUUUGUUCCUUUUUGGUGUUUGCAGGGACAUCGUAUUUUUGUGGGUAUUGUGCUCUCCAUCGUGAGGCAUAUAAUCUAGUCAUCGAAUCAAAGUUUCCUAGCUGUAUACUGCAACUCAGGGAUAAACCAUGUUGUUGGUUCUUGCUUAUCAUGACCUUGCAAACAAAGUACAUGACUUUUGUGUAUGUCAUAUUCCUCUUCUCUAUGCAUCCUCAAAGGUCUUUCUAUAUAUAAGCUCCAAACGUUCAUACCUAAACCAUGGAGAAAUGUACCUGUGAGCAAUGGUAGUAAAUUUAUGAUUGAUUCUAUUUUUUCUUCCCUUAAAAACUUUGCCUCUAAUGGUCAAUUGUCUAAAACAUUUGAGGCCUUCUCCCUCAUUCGAUUGCGUGCUAGUUAUAAUGAUUCAUUUGACCUCAUCUUGCAAUCCAUCUCCAUUCUUCUUGUAUCAUGUACCAAUUGUAGCUCACUCCCACCAGGUAAGCAACUUCAUGGUCACAUUAUCACGUCAGGUCUUGAGGAAGACUCUUUUUUGGUCCCCAAGCUUGUCACGUUUUAUUCAAGCUUUAAACUUCUGCCUGAGGCUCAUACCCUUGUUGAGACUUCUAAUUUAUUUCACCCCUGCGCUUGGAAUCUACUCAUCAUAUCAUAUGUUAGAAAUGAACUUCAUGAGGCAGCUAUUUUGGCUUAUAAGCAGAUGCUGAGUAAAGGGGUCAGACCAGAUAAUUUCACUUUUCCCUCCAUUUUGAAGGCUUGUGGUGAAACACGAAAUUUGGAAUUUGGUUUAGAGGUUCACAAGUCUAUUAAUGCUUGGUCAACUAAAUGGAGUUUGUUUGUUCAGAAUGCUCUGGUAUCAAUGUACGGAAGAUGUGGAGAGGUGGACACUGCACGUAACUUGUUUGACAAUAUGCUCGAAUGGGAUGCUGUAUCUUGGAAUUCAAUGAUAUCUUGUUAUGCCUCCAAGGGUAUGUGGAAGGAGGCAUUUGAACUAUUUGACGGCAUGCAGAGUAAGUGUGUUGGGAUUAAUGUUGUAACUUGGAAUAUUAUAGCUGGAGGUUGCUUGCGGGUUGGUAAUUUUACUCGAGCACUCAAGUUACUGUCUCAAAUGAGAAAUCUUGGUAUUUAUUUGGACAAUGUAGCAAUGGUAAUUGGUUUAGGUGCUUGUUCCCACAUUGGUGCCAUUAGACUGGGAAAGGAAAUCCAUGGCUUUACUAUCAGACAUUAUUAUCAUAAGUUGUCCACCAUUCAAAAUGCUUUAGUUACCAUGUAUGCUCGAUGUAAAGACAUAAUGCAUGCAUAUAUGUUGUUUCGGUUAAAUGACGACAAAAGUAUAAUCACAUGGAAUUCUAUGCUUUCUGGUCUCACACACUUGGACCGGGUUGAGGAUGCAUUGCAUCUGUUUAGAGAAUUGUUACUGUUUGGUGUAGAACCGAACUAUGUGACAUUUGCUAGCAUUCUUCCUCUUUGUGCUCGAGUUGCAGAUUUACAACAUGGGAGAGAAUUUCAUUGCUACAUUACUAAACGUCAAGAUUUUAGGGAUUAUUUGUUAUUGUGGAAUGCUUUGGUGGAUAUGUAUGCAAGGUCGGGCAAGGUUUUAGAAGCAAAAAGGGUUUUUGAUUCGUUAAGCAAGAAGGAUGAAGUGACGUAUACAUCCCUGAUUUCAGGUUACGGUAUGCAAGGAGAGGGGGCCAAAGCCCUAAGACUAUUCGAAGAGAUGAAAAGGUUCGAGAUCAAACCAGAUCAUAUAACUAUGGUUGCUGUCCUAUCAGCUUGCAGCCAUUCAGGUCUCCUGGAACAAGGUGAACUUUUAUUUGCAGAGAUGCAAAGUGUGCAUGGGCUAAGGCCCCAUUUGGAACACUAUGCUUGCAUGGCAGACCUGUUUGGGAGGGUUGGUUUGUUGAACAAAGCAAAGGAAAUUAUCACAAGAAUGCCUUACAGACCAACGUCUGCUAUGUGGGCCACUCUUAUUGGAGCAUGUUGCAUCCAUGGAAACACAGAUAUCGGGGAAUGGGCAGCAGAGAAACUUCUGGAAAUGUGGCCCGAACAUUCUGGUUACUAUGUCUUGAUUGCUAACAUGUAUGCUGCUGCAGGUUCUUGGAGUAAGUUGGCAAAAAUAAGGACUCUUAUGAGAGAUUCUGGUGUUGCAAAAGUUCCGGGUUGUUCUUGGGUUGACGUUGGCUCUGGAUUUGUCUCAUUCUUGGUUGGGGACACAUCUAAUCCUCAAGCCCUUGAAUCUAAGCUCGUGUUAGACAGUUUGAACGAUGUAAUGAAACAAGCUGACCAGGCCAGCAGGGAGUUGAGCAUCGACUUGCUUCUGCAGAACAGGAUAAAACUUGCCAUCACCAAAUUGUAAGUAUCCUUUGAAUGUACAUUGAGUGGUUGUUUGGGACUUGGGAGCUUUUUCCUUUAUUAUAAAUUUAUGAUACUGUAGACGUUGAAGGUAAAAGUUGAAACACUUUCUGUUAAGGAUUUAUUACGACUCUUUGAGCAAUGGAAUUUUGUUUUAGAAGGAUAA
This is a messenger RNA of Benincasa hispida (wax gourd), 2844 nucleotides long. RefSeq names its product pentatricopeptide repeat-containing protein At1g71490. Gene Ontology annotation, molecular function: RNA binding; protein binding. The record is from RefSeq and is a predicted model, not a curated record. NCBI's taxonomy places the organism in Eukaryota, Viridiplantae, Streptophyta, Magnoliopsida, Cucurbitales, Cucurbitaceae. Gene Ontology annotation, biological process: RNA modification.